AUGGGGGUGAAAAAAAAACAGGAGAAGGAAAAUUAUAAUUUUGACCCUCAACAAAUAGCUGUAGUAAUAGGCACAGGGUGGGUGAGUCAACUUAACAUCACGGAAGUGUCCAAAACUAAUGACCCAAAUGCGAAGCUUAUUCUGUACAACAACAUAAAGCAAGCUUACAUUUUACCCGAAAGUAACAUAAAGUCUCUACACCUUGAGGUAUUAAAUCAUGCUGACAUUUACAAAAAAGAGCCGGAGUUUUUUUACAAAGAAGUAAGAGAUACUUUGAGCCUUGAAGAUGGCAAUGUUGAUAUAAGUAUAUCAUUAGGAUCCGCUGGAAAAAUUCUUCGUAAAGUUGAUUUUAGUGAUUUGUCAAAGAGAUCAUACAUUGAUUACAAUGUAACUUAUAUAACAAUAGUUAACAUUACCUAUCCCGGUGAAAAGAGUAUCGAACAAGUCCAUCAACAGUAUCCUGAAUUGACUAAAAUCCAGAUGCCGCUAUUAGGAAAUGAUGUUUCUGGUUUAAUACCUCUUAAAGAGGAAAGUUAUAAUUUUGACAAUCACAAUGUCAGUCUAAUAAUAGGUACAGACUGGGUAAGCCGACUUGAUAUUACGGAAGUGUCCAAAGUUAAUGAACCAAAUGCGAAGCUUAUUCUAUACUACAAUGUGACACAAAAUUUCCUCUUUUUCGGCUCCAAACCAAGGAAUCUACAUCUUGAGGCAAUAGAUUAUGCCGAUGUUUACAGCAAAGAAGAAGAUUAUUUCAGAAAUGUAGUAAGAGAUAGUUUUACUAUUGAAGAUGGCACUGUUGAAGUCGGUAUAAAGCUAGGAUCUUAUGGAGAAAUGCUUCGCAACGUCAAUUUUACUGAUUUAAAAAAAGUAUCGUACAUUGGUUACAACGUAUCUUAUAUAACAGAAGUUAAUAUCACCUAUCCUUAUGAGAAAAGUAUUGAGGAAAUCCAUCAACAAUAUCCUGAAUUAAUUAACAUCCAGAUGCCGCUAUUAGGAAAUGCUUUUUCAGAACGAAUACCUCUUGGAAAUGGUACAGGAAAUGGUAUUACAACCUGCAAAUAUAGAAUCUGUACAUCGGAUAUAAAGCCUAUAAGAAAAAUGGAUACCUACUACCUUUUUGAUAACGUAACUGUUACCAAUAGUUUAGAAGCUACUGUCAAAACAUUGGGUUUUAUCGCUAAUAAUUUACAAAUUAGUACUGAACAAGAUGAAUUCUCUAUAUUUACUAUGCUUGAUUGGACUAGCUUCAUCUGUGUUUUCAUUUCCUACUGUAAGUGUUCUAAACUUGAUAUAUUAUUAAAAUUUCUGUUUGAAAAAUCUUUAGAACCUUUAGUAGAAGAACAUAAAUAUCUAGCUUUAGAAAUUACUUGUUGA
Psylliodes chrysocephalus is the source of this 1374-nucleotide messenger RNA. The record is from the annotation of a GenBank genome assembly. Lineage: Eukaryota; Metazoa; Arthropoda; Insecta; Coleoptera; Chrysomelidae.